AUUUUUACUACGUACGUGUGAAACUGUGCUACUGACACCAUCAUACAUACCAGACACUAACGUCUCUUUCAUAAGUGCCAAUUGUUUUAUCAAAAUUGUCAACUUGGGUGGCUGCUUUUUCAACAAUUCAAUGACAUGCAGUCAAUUAAUCCUUUCACCUGAUGUAGAGCUGGACAUUUUUUUUUUAUCAGUCGUAUUGGAUUUCCAAUUUUCUUUUUUUAUUCUUGUGUUUAUCUUUUAGAUAUGGAGCAGAUAAAAUUCAUUAAUUUUAGGUCGUCGACAUGGGAGCCGUCGUGGAUGUCAUUACGGCCCUGGAGAAGAAGAUUAUUACUAAAGAAGUGCUCGAGGAAACGCGGCUGGGUAAACACAUCAAUGAGCUCAGACGAAAAACGACGAACGAAGCACUGGCGAAACGUGCCAAAGAUUUGGUACGAUGGUGGCGUGACACCGUGUUACCGUCAUCUGGACAACAACACGGGUCAAACCCACCAACAGCACCUCCAAAUCCUGUAGUAAUAGACAACACCUCGUCCCAUCAAACGUUAAAUGGAACAAAACCAGCGAGUCCACUGGUAACAGCAGCACGUACAGUUAAACCACGUAGUCCAGUACCAGGAUCUGCGGCGACGCGGAUAAAACCCCAGAGUCCAUUGAUGCGUGAUGCAACAACAGCACAAUUUUCGGUGGCUGGUAAAAAUAUCAGCCCAUCGUUGUCACUAAACAGUGAUUCAUGUUCACCAAAUUCAACACCUAUCAAACUGCCAAUAGUUACGUCAAAUUAUAAACUAAAUACAGCUGGUUCGCCAAAGUUAAGUGGUACCAGUAAUCAAAAUCAUUCAAUAGAAGCAGUACCAAGAACUCACAGUUCAAAUAAACGUUUACGAAAAGAAGAUACUCAACAACAGCAAAUAAAUUCACCUCAUCAGCAACAGUAUGACGUUAACUCGACAUCUAGAGACGAGCUUACGAGUAUUACUGUUCCAGUUGCUAAAAAACAACGUGUCAAUGGUGAUUUUAACAUAAAUAUUAACUCGCAAGUGCCUAAUAGCCCGUCUUCGUCGUCUACUAGUACGCGAAAUGAGGGUAUCGUUAAUCCAGUACUGGACUCGAGUUUGUCUGGUAAUUUAAGUACUGGAACAGCAACCGCUAAAACAGAACCCGUACCACCGGUUGGACCAAAAAAACGUGGACGAAAAAAAGGAAGUAAAUCAGUAAAAAGUCAAUCGUUGUCUGAGGAUCGUGUGAAAGAAAAGUUAGCGAGUAUAUCACGUAAUCCAAAAUUAAAAACAACACAGGAGAUACUUGCGGACAUACAAGUGCGCAAUGUCAGUGGCGCACUUGGUACCACGACGACUGGUCCUGGUCAACUGAAACGCGAGCCACCGACAACUGAUGAAAUUCUACGGAAUACGGAGAUUAAUAAUCGUAAUCUUGCCUCGAAUAACAACACCCGUACGAAAAUUCAAACGAUAAAUCGUUAUGAAUCUCAACGUUUAUCUGCUGGCAGUACUACCCCUGCUGGACCUGGUGCCGAUCAACAUCUUGACACUGAUGGGGUCAAAGCUGAACGAGUUGCAGAACCAGAUCCUCCAUCGAUAGAAGCUACCCUCAAAGAAAUUCUCUCCAAGUUACCGCCGUUGGAUCUCGACGCUAUAAGAUGGAGCGACGACGAAACGAAUAACGAGGAUGAGCUUGAGCAUAAACUUGAUGACCAGGACAAUACGACGACGGAAGAUCGUGUUAAAAUAACUGAUGAUCAAGUAGAACGUCUUCACACAGAGUGUAUUGAAAGUUUGAAUGGUAAUUUUCAAAUGAAACUUAAUAAAAAAUCAGUGAAUAAGGAGGUAGUUGAUGAUAUUGAUGAAUCUGUUAGUAAUAAAAUUGUUGGUGUGUACAAACGUCGUGUUGUUGAUGACGAUACGGAACGUGAGUUUCGAGAGUGGCAUGAAAUGUUGGCAAGACCCAGUUUCGAUGGCCAAAUUCUCCACAUAUUGCCUUACGUUAUCAUCGAUUAAUUAUUAUUAGUUAUUAUUAUUAUUAUCAUUAAUAUUAUAUUAUUUUGAUUAUUAUCUAAGUGCAUAAGUAAUUUUUUUACAUUAAUCGUAUUGUAAUAAAUAUCGCGAUUAAAUUUAAACAAAUUUUUUUUUUUCAUCCACAUCCAGAAAUUAUUAUUUUUUUUUUUUUUUUAUAAUUAUUUAGUCUUCCUGGGAAUAAUUAAAAAAAAAUCUAUCGCGAUAAUUGGAAAUACGAUUUAAAUGUAAAGAAAAAAAAAUUAAAUAAAUAAAUAAAUAAUAUUUUUAAAUGUAAACUACUGAGCCACGGUGUACAUUUUAUAUAUUAAUGAUUUAAUUUGUCAUUAAUAAACUUGUCAAUUUUUUUUUCUUGUUUUGAGUCCCGGCAUUGAGUGUCAACGCUGAGAAAUUGUUUUUAUUUCAUCUUUUUAAUUAUA
Messenger RNA from Microplitis demolitor, 2449 nucleotides. RefSeq names its product mediator of RNA polymerase II transcription subunit 26 (gene MED26). Gene Ontology annotation, biological process: positive regulation of gene expression; regulation of transcription by RNA polymerase II. The transcript has 4 exons. Gene Ontology annotation, molecular function: transcription coregulator activity. Lineage: Eukaryota; Metazoa; Arthropoda; Insecta; Hymenoptera; Braconidae. The coding region runs from base 282 to 2015 and encodes 577 amino acids. The record is from RefSeq and is a predicted model, not a curated record. Gene Ontology annotation, cellular component: core mediator complex; nucleus; mediator complex.